AAAUGUUUCAGAAUUCUACGUGAACGACGCAAUGGCGACAUAUGUAAUACUAACUAACUAACCGAUGCGUUGUUGUUGUUGUUUUAAUUAUCCAGCUGACAGAAGGUGAAUAAUCACAUACAAUGGAGGAAACGUGGGACUUUGAGUUUCUGUCGCGCAUCGCUGACAGCUGCUUGUCCUUUCUCUCCGAGUUUGUGGACGACUGGCUCGCUAACGAUAUGAGAGUGUCGAUAUUCAAGAUCCUGCUCAGCUGGUUAAUUUUUAGCCUGAUCGCGAUUCACUUUGCGUGGAAGGUCUACGGGAACACGGUGAACGAUAUGUAUUAUCGACAAGGGACUGGCCAGAAUGGAGGCACACCUGAAGCAGCACCUCACCUCAGUGGAUGGGGAAGGAAAGCUGGAGAUCCAUUGAAGACUCAUCGAGAUUAGCAGGACGAUGAACUUUGACUUUGGACUUUAUCCAGGUGACAAAUGGACAUUUUACAUUCUUCUGAGACACAGAUUGCUUUAAAAGAUCUGUGGGGGGGGGGAAACAACCUUUAGUGCGUUCAAGAUGGAUGCACCCUCUGAUGUCUGCCUGGAGUAACAUGUUACCAUGCACACCAACAGUUAUUCAACAGCACACUGAUAUACAGACGUAUGUAGUGCUGUUAAAUAUUUAUUUUAGUCUAUUAUCUAAGAACAAACAUGGUGUCGGUGUCCAUUUUAUUUCUUUCAAGGGGCUUCAAAAUAUUGUUUUGAUAGUAGACAUGGCAUUUUCCAUAAAUAAUUGCACUUGAUUUGAUUUCUGUAUGGAACUAAUAAAGUACAGUAUUUUUAAAAGUUAA
Molecule: messenger RNA, 826 nt
Organism: Solea solea (common sole)
Lineage: Eukaryota; Metazoa; Chordata; Actinopteri; Pleuronectiformes; Soleidae
Gene: tcta
Product: T cell leukemia translocation altered
Exons: 3
Coding region: 123-428 (101 amino acids)
Source: RefSeq, a predicted model, not a curated record